AUGCAUCCAUCCGUCGUCCUCCGGGGGCCCGGCGGCGAGCUUGGAAGGAAACAAACAAAUGAGAAAGCACGCGCGCCACCUCUUCCUCCCCCUCCUCGCCCCGGCGGUGCUGCCGGCUGCUACGCCAACAACGGCAGCUCCGUCCUCGGCUACACCUGCCGCAGCAGCUCCUUCCCACGGGCAUGGAGGAACUCGGUGCAGGUGGCGUUCGACAUUGCCGACGGGCUCAACUACCUGCGCAACUACACCAACCCGCCGUACGUGCACAAGAACUUCAAGAGCAGCAACGUCCUGCUCGACACCCGUCUCCGCGCCAAGGUGUCCAACUUCGGCCUGGCGCGCGCAGUCGCCGCCGGCGGCGGCGCGCAGAUGACGCGCAACGUCGUGGGCACGGAGGGGUACCUGGCGCCGGAGUACCUUGAGGACAGGCUGAUAGGCCCUCACCUUGACGUGUUCGCCUUCGGGGUCGUGGUGCUCGAGCUCCUGUCUGGGAAGGAAGCGGCGCCUGCACGGGUCGGCACCGACAGCGGCGGCGGCGAGGCGCUAUUGCUGUGGCAGGAAGCGCAGCGGCUGGCCAUCGACGGUGGCGGCGUGCGGGAAAAGGUCCCGGCGUUCAUGGACGCCCGGUUGCAUGGGGACUACCCGUCGGACGUGGUGUUCGCGUUGCUCGCGCUGGCGCUGCGGUGCGUGGCGCGGGAGCCCCGAGCGCGGCCGUCGAUGGGUGAGGUGUUGCUGUCGCUCUCAGCGGUGUACGGCUCCACGUUAGAGCGUGAUGACCCCUUGGACCCUGGGAACUCCGGCUCGACGGUGACAGAGUCAGGUUGA
Setaria italica (foxtail millet) is the source of this 825-nucleotide messenger RNA. RefSeq names its product protein LYK5-like. Gene Ontology annotation, biological process: protein phosphorylation. Bases 1 to 825 code for a protein of 274 amino acids. Lineage: Eukaryota; Viridiplantae; Streptophyta; Magnoliopsida; Poales; Poaceae. The transcript has 2 exons. Gene Ontology annotation, molecular function: ATP binding; protein kinase activity. The record is from RefSeq and is a predicted model, not a curated record.